This is a messenger RNA of Hypanus sabinus (Atlantic stingray), 1762 nucleotides long. Its product is annotated as tonsoku-like protein. NCBI's taxonomy places the organism in Eukaryota, Metazoa, Chordata, Chondrichthyes, Myliobatiformes, Dasyatidae. The record is from RefSeq and is a predicted model, not a curated record. Gene Ontology annotation, molecular function: protein binding. The transcript has 3 exons. Bases 1269 to 1601 code for a protein of 110 amino acids.
UACUAUAUACGAAAGCAAACGUUUGACUAACUGACCCUAAAUCACACCGGAUGUACCUGUUCCGACUUACUUAGUAAGAGAACCUGCGAUUUUUUUUACCCUGGCCCACAAUAACCCACGCACAUCCUCCCGUCUACACUGCAUAUAUCAUCACAGUAAUUGUUUUUUCUAUAUUUAUCAUAUAUUGCAUUUGCUGCGGCAAGAUUAACAAAUUUCACGACACAUGCCAGUGUGUUUAAGCUGAUUCUGACUCCCUGAUAAUAAACCCACUCCUGCUUGUUUUUCACCUCCUCCCUGGGGAAAAGACAAUCUGCUUUUACCAUGUCAAUGCCCCCAUAUCUGAAAGAUUUACUUCCACUUGGUCUGUUUCCUGAACUGCAGGGAAUAAAGACUUCCUGACAUAAUCUCUCCUGGUAACUCAGUCUCCGCAACCUCGCGGUGAAUCUUUUCUGCACCGUCUAGUUCCAUAACAUCUUUGCUAUGACAGGGUGACGAAAGUUGUCACAGUAGCCCCGGUGUGGCAAUUCAUCUGUCAGCCUAACCCUCAGUUUGCAUAAAUUGACCCACAACCUCGCCCAGUGGUCACUCCAGCCACCCACCGGCUCCCAUGCCGAAUGUCCCAGACACCGUAAGGCAUUGUUCUGCCUUCUCCCCAUAAACCCUUUGACAGACACACUAACUUAUCAAGAAAUAUACACAAUUGCUUAGCCUCCACAGUCGUCUUAUCAAUGAAUUCCACAGAUUCACCAUCUCUGGCACAAAAAAAAUCAUCCUCAUCUCUGUUAAAGUCAUAGAAUAGUAUAGUACGGGGAAAGGGUCUUCGGCCCCGAACCAUUUACACUGCGGACUCCCAUCGACCCGGACAAUACCCCUCCCAUCCAUUCAAACUUCUCCAAAAACUUGAAAUCGAGAACUUGUUGUGAAUUAACGUCCCUCUAAUCUGAGGCUGCACCCUCGCGACGGAGACUCUCUCGUUAAGGGAAACAUCCUCCCCACAUCCUCUCUAUUUCGCCCUUUCAAUGUUCCGUAAGUUUCAAUGAGAUCCCCCCACGUUCCUCUGAACUCCAUCCAGCAAGGACAGUGCCAGAGUCGACCCCUCCCGAGUAUGUCCUCCUCCGGAAUCACCAGCCGGGUCAGCCCCCCGAGGAUCGGCCACCCUCUAACCCCGCCCACCCGCUUUCUCCGCUGUCCCGGGAGAUCCGUCGCCGUGCCCGCACCUCUGCAUUCUCCCUCCCUCCCCGGAUUCGCGUCAGCUUUGGGCUGCGGGGAUGGAGGAUAUGGCCCAGGAUCCCGCGACUGUCGGGGAAACACCGCCAACGGUCCGUUUACAGGAACUACGGAGAGCCAAGACCACAGCUCAGAAUGCAAACAAGGCAAAGAGAGUGGCCGGCAUCUGCCACCAACUUGGGCAGAUAUUGAUGAAGAGUGGUCAGUUCCAGGCUGCCAUUCAGGAGUACGAACAGGAGCUGGAACUGCUGAUGACUUGGAGUGAUGUGAUUGGCUGUGCCACCACCCAUCGUCUGAUUGGUGACUGUUACUUAGAGUUGAAGAGCUGCGAUUCAUCACUGAAGGUAACGUUGGGCCUCAGAGAUCAAGGGUGAGGGAAUUGGCGGGUGAGGAGUGAGGCUGGAGAGUGAAGAGGGCCAGGGUAUGUCUCAGCAUUAGUGAGAUAGGGGAUUAUUGUUACUUUGGCAAGAAUGUGCUGUCUGUGAUGCCAAAUUAAACUCUAUCUCUUCUGCCUGCACACGGUCCAUACAGUAUC